Molecule: messenger RNA, 1733 nt
Organism: Calliphora vicina (urban bluebottle blowfly)
Lineage: Eukaryota; Metazoa; Arthropoda; Insecta; Diptera; Calliphoridae
Gene: Art1
Product: arginine methyltransferase 1
Exons: 4
Coding region: 193-1287 (364 amino acids)
Biological process (GO): peptidyl-arginine methylation
Cellular component (GO): nucleus
Molecular function (GO): protein-arginine N-methyltransferase activity
Source: RefSeq, a predicted model, not a curated record
CGAAUAAAACCCGCUUUUAACAAGGGACACGCGGUGCGCGCUGUUGUAUUGAACUGAACAGAAUAGAACAAAUAAAUUUGUUGAACGUGAAAAUAAGGUUUAUUUAAUAUUAACAGACAGUUCAUUUCAGGAAGCAGUUGUCCGAGAUUGUAAAGCAUAAUUUAUUUUUUUUACAAAUAGAUUCAAGAGAAAAUGUCUGAGGAUAUAAUUAUGCAGUCCACCAAUAAUGCCAACGAAACAGUGAAUAAUGUGACAAAGAAGUCGGCCACUGAUGGUGAAGGAAAGGUAGCAACGGCUGAAGAAAUGACUUCUCGUGAUUACUACUUUGAUUCGUACGCUCAUUUUGGUAUACACGAGGAGAUGCUGAAAGACGAAGUUAGAACCAUCACUUACCGCAACGCCAUGUAUCACAAUAAGCAUCUUUUCCGUGGAAAGGUUGUUUUGGAUGUGGGUUGCGGCACUGGAAUUCUUUCCAUGUUUGCAGCGAAAGCUGGUGCUGCCACAGUUAUUGCGGUAGAUUGUUCCAAUAUUGUCGAAUAUGCCCGCCAAGUGGUUAUUGACAAUAAUUUGAAUGAUGUGAUUAAAGUGGUCAAGGGAAAAAUCGAGGAUAUUGAAUUGCCAAAUGGCAUUGAGAAAGUGGACAUCAUCAUCUCUGAGUGGAUGGGAUAUUGUCUUUUUUAUGAGUCGAUGUUGGAUACAGUAUUGUUUGCACGUGACAAGUGGCUGAAAUCUGAUGGAAUGAUGUUUCCAGAUCGUGGCACACUUUAUAUCACAGCUAUUGAAGACAGGCAGUAUAAAGAUGAGAAAAUCAAUUGGUGGGAUGAUGUAUAUGGCUUCGAUAUGAGUUGCAUUCGUAAGGUUGCUGUAACCGAACCACUGGUCGAUGUGGUUGACCCAAAGCAAGUGGUGUCCACGUCAUAUCUUAUAAAGGAAGUCGAUUUGUAUACGGUCAAAAAGACCGACUUAGAAUUUGUAUCUCCGUUCAGUUUGAUAAUUAAACGCAACGACUUUGUACAGGCUCUAGUUACAUACUUCAAUAUCGAAUUUACAAAGUGCCACAAACGUCUUGGUUUCAGCACUUCGCCAGAGGCCACAUAUACACAUUGGAAACAGACUGUAUUUUAUUUGGAUGAAUACCUAACAGUCAAGAAAGGCGAAGAGAUAAAGGGCACAUUUAAGAUGAAGCCCAACGAACGCAACAACCGUGAUCUCGAUUUUAAUAUUGAGGUGCAGUUUAAGGGUGAACACUCGGAGGUGCACGAAAAUAAUAUUUACAGAAUGCGUUGAUAUUAGUGAUGAAGAUUGUAAGCUUGAUUAUAUUAAGACUAAAGUUUUAUAGAUAUAAGUUGUUUUAUUUGCUACUCAAAUCCCCUUUAAUGUAUCCUUUUUGCUAUUGUAAAGCAACAAACAAACCCACAAACAACAGAGAAAUACUUCCUAAUGCAAACUUAACAAUUCCAUGGCCGCCCUGACAGCAAAAAAUAAAAUAAAAGUAUAUAAAUAUGUAAUAAUGUGGGAAGUAAUUUAAUAUUUUUUUGUACUGUAAAAAAAAUCCCGUUUAUUUUAUUGUAAAUUAUUAUUGGCUUGACCAACGUCGAAAUUAAAAAUUUACCCGAUGGUCUGUCUCAUCCAAUUUGUAUUUAAAAAACGAUGUUUUUAAAUAUUUUUUAAAUUAUUAAUUAUUUUUUGAUGUUUUUUUGUUAAAUAAAAUGCAAUGGGAUUUAUACACAGAA